Porites lobata is the source of this 567-nucleotide messenger RNA. Lineage: Eukaryota; Metazoa; Cnidaria; Anthozoa; Scleractinia; Poritidae. The record is from the annotation of a GenBank genome assembly.
AUGGAAGAAGGCGGACAAAGAGAUCCUCUUAUUCCACCGGAUGAAGAUGAUGAUGAUGGUGAUGAAAACACAACUCAACCUUUUCAACCUGAUGAUCAUUCAACUCCGGGGCCAUCAAGCGAAGAAAUUCCAAUGACAACAUUCAGCAGAGGUAGAGAGAAAGGUCCUGAAUCAGCUGAAACAUCCUUCAUUGAGGGGCGUACGUGUUCGCGAGUCUUGGAUUUAAAUGAAAAAGCAUGGGAAUCGCUUACUGGGAAUUUUUUCCGAGGCAAAGGCCUCUGAGCUCGAGGCAUCUUAUAGCAAAACAGGAAAGUUGCAGGUGAAGAAGCUUGGUUUUGGCAAGAAAGCUUAUCCUUUGUUUACCUUUGAAAAAAUAAACGGGAAAAAAGGUGGAAUCAAACUCUCACGAAAGAAAUAAAAGAUGCUUUCGGUCCAGAGGGUGAAGUAUUGAUUGCACAAGAGGAUAAAGAAAUCUCAGAGCUACAGAAAUCCAUUCGAGAAGAUAAAGAAUCGCGAACGAUGAAAAUGAACAUCCCUCAGAGAGGGAAAGAGCACGAGAAAGAAUAA